AUGCCUUAUCCUUCAUCGUCAUCAUCAGGUUCAGAUGCUGGACCGUACGGAAAGCUCCUGUCGCCGCCGCGAAUCGCAAGGCACAAUGUUAUCUUGGCGGGUCUACGACGGAGUGGCAAGUCCUCCAUUCUUAAGGUAGUCUACGAGCAGCUCUCGCCAUCCGACACACUCUUCCUCGAAAGCCAUUCGACAGGCGUCAAGGGCCGCUGGACCACCUUCCAUGUCGACUGCUUUUUGCCGCUCAGGAUAUGGGACGGGCCUGGACCGUUGAUCGGUGAGGGUCCAGGCGCAAGAGGGCGCGGUGCGGUUUUGCGUGAUAUGCCCGCAGACCAGGACGAAGCAGCUUCCAGAAAAGACUUUGAGGCGGAGGCAGAGAGCACUGCGGCCGAAGUAAAGGAAGGUAAACUGAGGUGGAGGGAUGUAAGCACUGUGAUCUUCGUGAUAGAUGCUCAGGACGACUACUUUGACUGCGUCGCGCGGCUGCAUGAACUCAUUUUGAAAAGCUUUGCGAUCAACCCGUUUAUCGAAUACCAUGUCUUCGUGCACAAGGUUGACGGUCUUAGUGACGACUAUAAAUUCGAUACGCAGCGCGAUGUAGAGCAGCGCUUAUUGGAUGACCUGGCCGAUGCAUCUGGUAGCUUUGCCUUUGUCCCUGGCGCGGCGGAGGAAAUGGCAAAGGCUGCGCAAAGAGGCCAUCAAGUAGGCCCACAAAGCUUCGGACUAGAAGGCGUCUCGAAUUCGAGGGAGAUAUUCCCUCUGGAGAGCAGCGUAAAGUUACACUUUCAUCUGACAUCCAUCUUUGACAACUCGGUGUUUGUUGCAUUGUCCAAAGUGCAACAAAGCCUGAUGGAGGGCGCACUCGCUGCAUCACUCGAGUCAGCAUGUGACAGCAUCUGCGGGUCUUGUCGCUUCGACAAAGCAUUUCUGAUGGAUGUACCAUCACGCACAUAUAUAUCCUCGGACUCUACGCCAUUUGAACCCACUUUGUUCGACAUGGUAUGCGAAUAUGUCAACUUCCUUUUACUUUUUUCCGACGUCUACAGUGACCUUCAACCGCCUGCAUCAUCCUCACCUGCCACAACGACAGCAUCAAGCAACGAAGGCCAAGCCAAACAAGGCAAGUGGGCUAGUAGCGUGUGCAAACUCAACCCGGACAUUAGCGUUUGUUUCUGGCAAGUCGACAACAGGCUCGCUUUGAUUGCCAUCAUCAAGUCAGAUCUGCAGGCGCGCAAUGCUGGCUUGAUCGACUACAACGUCUCAUUCUUCCGUCGGGCAAUUAUCCAGAUCGCGCAAGUAGCCCGCUCCGCCUAA
Molecule: messenger RNA, 1311 nt
Organism: Tilletiaria anomala UBC 951
Lineage: Eukaryota; Fungi; Basidiomycota; Exobasidiomycetes; Georgefischeriales; Tilletiariaceae
Exons: 4
Coding region: 1-1311 (436 amino acids)
Biological process (GO): cellular response to amino acid stimulus; regulation of autophagy; positive regulation of TOR signaling
Cellular component (GO): Gtr1-Gtr2 GTPase complex; fungal-type vacuole membrane; nucleus
Molecular function (GO): GTP binding; GTPase activity
Source: RefSeq, a predicted model, not a curated record